Messenger RNA from Juglans microcarpa x Juglans regia, 1783 nucleotides. Its product is annotated as scarecrow-like protein 23. Gene Ontology annotation, cellular component: nucleus. The coding region runs from base 319 to 1614 and encodes 431 amino acids. The record is from RefSeq and is a predicted model, not a curated record. Gene Ontology annotation, molecular function: DNA-binding transcription factor activity; sequence-specific DNA binding. Lineage: Eukaryota; Viridiplantae; Streptophyta; Magnoliopsida; Fagales; Juglandaceae. The transcript has a single exon. Gene Ontology annotation, biological process: bundle sheath cell fate specification; leaf development; regulation of DNA-templated transcription.
AGUCUCCUCCCCCACCCCCUUUCUUUUUUCAGUUUUUGGUCCAAAUUACACCACAUCCAACCAAACACCAACAAACUAAAAACGACUAAUGCGGAGUAUCUAACGACGACCAUUACCCCUCUCUCUCUCUCUCUCUCUCUCUCUCUCUCUCUAGCCACCUUUUUCCUGCUUUUAUUUCUUCUCCACUCCCCUCCCGACUCUCUUCACACACCAUUCUUCCCCGGUCCUCCACUGCAAACUCUCCUCCCCCCUCCCAUCCCUAAAAGCUUUUCCAUACACAUACACACACACACACACACCUUUUCCAUUCCAUCUAUCAUGCUUCAGAGCUUGGUUCCGCAAUCCCCAAUGUCUAACCCUACUACUUCCUCUCCCAUGAAUACGAAGCGUGUCUACGGCGACGACUUCUCACUGGACGAGGCCACCACCAAGCGUAUAACUUUCUCCCACGACGCCUCGUUAUCUGUCGAUGACAGGACUGAUCAUCUAGAUGACAGCGAGUCUACCGGCCUUAGACUCCUCGGUCUCCUCCUACAGUGCGCCGAGUGCGUCGGCAUGGAUAAACUCGACGACGCCUCCGACCUUCUCCCCGAGAUCGCCGACCUGUCCUCUCCCUACGGCUCUUCCCCGCAACGCAUCGCAGCUUACUUCUCCCAUGCACUUCAGGCACGCGUCAUCACCUCCUACCUCGGCACCUACUCUCCGCUCACCUCCAAUGACCUGAAUCUCAUUCAGUCCCGGAGAAUCUUCUCCGCCCUCCAAUCAUACAAUUCCAUCAGCCCCUCGGUCAAAUUCUCUCACUUCACGGCCAACCAAGCCAUCUUCCAAGCGUUGGACGGCGAAGACCGCGUCCACAUCAUCGAUCUCGAUAUAAUGCAGGGCCUCCAAUGGCCCGGAUUGUUCCACAUCCUCGCCUCCCGGAACAAGAAGAUUCGAUCGAUGCGGGUCACCGGGUUCGGAUCCUCCUCCGAGUUGCUGGACUCAACCGGCAAGAGACUCGGGGACUUCGCCACCUCGCUGGGGCUCCCCUUCGAGUUCCAUCCGUUGGUGGGCAAAAUCGGAAACCUGAAAGACGUGAGUCGACUCGGGGUGAGGCCGAGCGAGGCCAUAGUGGUGCACUGGAUGCACCAUUGCCUGUACGACAUAACGGGGAGCGAUAUGGGGACACUGAAAUUGUUGACUUUAUUGAGACCCAAACUGAUCACGAUCGUCGAACAGGAUCUGAAGCACGGGGGCGGCUUUUUAGCCAGGUUCGUGGAGGCUUUGCAUUACUACAGCGCGUUGCUCGACGCGCUUGGGGACGGAUUGGGUGGGGACAGUGCAGAGAGGCACAUGGUGGAGCAGCAGUUGUUUGGAUGCGAGAUUAGGAACAUCCUGGCCGUUGGUGGACCCAAGAGAACCGGAGAGGACAAGGUGGAUAGGUGGGGUGAGGAGUUGAGCCAGGUUGGGUUCCGGCCCGUCUCGCUUGGGGGAAACCCGGCAACCCAAGCUAGCUUAUUGCUCGGGAUGUUCCCAUGGAAAGGUUAUACUUUGGUGGAGGAGAAUGGUUGUUUGAAGUUGGGGUGGAAAGAUCUGUCUUUGCUCAUUGCCUCGGCGUGGCAGCCGUCCGACUGAAUUACUUUGAUUAAAUCAGAUGAUACGGCGAAUGUGACGAGGAAAUCAUUCGCAUUCCGAAGGGAGGUUUUGAAGGUGAUAGCACCAAGUGAAACAGCUUUUGUUCACUCGGUUGUAAUUCUUUUUAAUUGAAAAACAUUUAUCCAAAACUGUUCUUAUCAAUUAGCUA